GCGGAAGUUCUCGCAUCUGUUCGCGCACACACACACACAUACACACACAUUCAAACGCAUACACACAGUUGUCCGCACAAAUCUGGUUAAGAAAUAACACCCUAAAUCAUCAUUAUCCAGGAUUUACACUGCUCUACGCUAGAGAAGGCCGAAGGAGACCCAAAACAGGUGGCCUCUCUGCUACUUGUUUCUGGUAACGUCUUGUCAUGCCGUUCCCUUUCGUCAAGUCUCACAAGUGUCCAGCGGACAUUGUGAAGAAUCUAAAGGACAACAUGACCAUUCUGGAGAAGCAGGACAUUUCAGACAAGAAAGCUGAGAAGGCUUCUGAAGAAGUGUCCAAAUCUCUGCUGUCCAUGAAAGAGAUUCUCUAUGGUACCAAUGAGAAGGAGCCGCAGACAGAAGCUGUAGCUCAGCUCGCUCAGGAGCUCUACAACAGCGGCCUGCUCAGCACACUCGUCGCAGAUCUGCAGCUCAUCGACUUUGAGGGCAAGAAAGACGUGGCCCAGAUCUUUAACAAUAUUCUGAGGCGUCAGAUCGGCACACGGACUCCCACUGUUGAAUAUCUGUGCACUCAACAAAAUAUACUCUUCAUGCUGCUUAAAGGUUACGAGUCUCCAGACAUCGCUCUGAACUGCGGCAUCAUGUUGAGGGAAUGCAUACGGCACGAGCCGCUGGCCAAGAUCACCCUCUGCUCCGAACAAUUCUACGAUUUCUUCAGAUAUGUUGAAAUGUCCACCUUCGACAUCGCCUCUGAUGCAUUCGCCACUUUUAAAGAUUUGCUGACGAGACACAAAGUGCUCAGCGCCGAGUUUCUGGAGCAGCACUAUGACAGAUUCUUUAGUGAAUAUGAGAAACUUCUUCACUCAGAAAAUUAUGUUACUAAGAGGCAGUCGCUGAAGCUUUUGGGAGAGCUGCUCUUGGACCGGCACAACUUCACUAUCAUGACCAAGUACAUAAGCAAACCAGAGAACCUCAAACUCAUGAUGAACCUACUGAGAGACAAGAGCCGCAACAUCCAGUUUGAGGCCUUUCAUGUAUUUAAGGUGUUUGUGGCCAAUCCCAACAAGACUCCGCCCAUCCUGGACAUCCUGCUGAAGAACCAAACCAAACUCAUCGAGUUCCUCAGCAAGUUCCAGAACGACCGCGCCGAGGACGAGCAGUUCAGCGACGAGAAGACGUAUCUAAUCAAACAGAUCCGAGACCUCAAGAGGCCGACCCCGCAGGACGCUUGAGAAUCACCACCAGUAUAUACACGAACGCAUAGAGGAAGUCUAGACGGUGGCGUCUGGGCAAUGUUUGGCUCUCUGGGUCGUUGAGUGGCCGCAGCGCUGGGCAUGUUUUUGUGUUUUGCAGGAACCGUUAAAUGCCGUUUGAGCUCGGUGAGUGAUGUUGAAGAAGGGUUUUGCUUCGUUGGACAUCCAACCUCUCCCCCCUCGAUUUAUGUUUUAUUCUCAUGUUUAAAAAAACGAGCAAAGUGAACAGAAAAGACGGAAAUAGAUGCUGCUGCUUUAUUGCACAUACAGGAGGGGUUUUUUGUACCUCAUACACAAACAAACAUACACUCAGAUGCUAAGAAACCUACACAGAUGGGAGUUUGCUAAUUGGAUAGUGAUGAAUUCAGUGAUGAAUAUGCAUUUGUCAUAUCUCGUAUAGCAUUCAAACACACUCCUGUGACGCACGCAUCAUGUUUUGCACAUUUCGAGGUUGCAUAUCCUGGAUGAGUAGUGAACGUGUACAUAGGGUUUGUUUUUUUUCACUU
This is a messenger RNA of Danio rerio (zebrafish), 1759 nucleotides long. RefSeq names its product calcium binding protein 39 (gene cab39). Lineage: Eukaryota; Metazoa; Chordata; Actinopteri; Cypriniformes; Danionidae. The record is from RefSeq and is marked provisional.